AUGUUAUAAACUAUUUAAGCUAUUUUCGGGCUCUUUGUAUUGCUCAAAAUAUUCUACUAUUUUAUCAUGCUUUUCUUGAAGUGCUUUGGUGUUGUGAAAUGGGAUGAUGAAUAAGCCCCGCAAUAAAAUUAGUUAUAACAAUAGGAAGGACAGAAUCAAUAAAAUACCUAAAUGCAAUAUUAAUAGAUCUCAGGGAAGAAGGAGAAUGAGAAAACCAAGAAGAAUAAGUCAAGCAAACAAAGAAAGUAGGAGAAAGCAUUGAAGAAUGUGUAGGAGAAGAAGGAAGAAGAAGUAAAGGUUAAACAGGUUGAAUAAAAGCAUAGUGUUACUUAAUAACAAAUUGAGUAUCACAGAAUGGAAAUGCAACGCUUGUAAGACUUAAAAAGAAUAGAGGAAACCCUUCGUUAGGAAUAAAAAAAGGAGAUUGAGAGAUAAGUUCAAUUAAAACUAGAGGAAUUGACAAAUAAACUGUAAAAUAACCACCAGCCUAUGAAAAAGUAGCAAUAAAAAAAGAGUAAAAGAUGA
Messenger RNA from Paramecium tetraurelia, 525 nucleotides. RefSeq lists its product as uncharacterized. The transcript has a single exon. The record is from RefSeq and is a predicted model, not a curated record. NCBI's taxonomy places the organism in Eukaryota, Ciliophora, Oligohymenophorea, Peniculida, Parameciidae.